Messenger RNA from Exophiala spinifera, 1158 nucleotides. RefSeq lists its product as uncharacterized. The record is from RefSeq and is a predicted model, not a curated record. Lineage: Eukaryota; Fungi; Ascomycota; Eurotiomycetes; Chaetothyriales; Herpotrichiellaceae. The transcript has 2 exons. Bases 1 to 1158 code for a protein of 385 amino acids.
AUGGCCCAAGCUACCCAGCCUCUGCUCUACAUCUGUAGAAGCUGUCGACAGAGUUUACAGAAUGGAUCAUUAUUUUCUCGCUCAUUCAGCACAACUCGAGUGCAGCAGAAAGUUAUACCCUCGUUUCAACCUACCGGCCACGGCGAACUCGAUCAGCUGCUCCUGUCAUUCCGCGAGAAAGUCUUCACUCCCGCGGCACUAGAGCCUCAGCACCGCAAACUACUAUAUAAGCCUUCGAAACAUGAGGCCCUCGUGGCAGAGCCUGGUGUUACGGUCACAAUGUCCGACGGCGAAGAAAUUAGACUGCGGCCAAUGGAUCCUUUUGACAGACCCUCCGUCAAACAAUCUGUCCGGACAAUUGCAAAAGUAUUCAGUGAAGAGAAGGCCGACGUUGUAUGGAAUAAUUUGGCUCCAUGGCUGAACGGCAUGAGGAUGUCCAGAAUGCCGCUACCAGGCUUUUUUUGGGCGAAAAUCACUCGCAAGGCGUGUGAGAUUGGCAAAGAACGAUUCAUUCUCUCAUGCAUCGACAGAUCCGAAGACACCAAUUUCACCUUGAGGAAACAAGGCGUGACCUACGAGCUGAUGCUGGGCUUCCACAAGCGUGCUGCGGACCAUGGGUUUGCGGGACCAGAACUCGCGAGCGCCUGGAAUAGAGCUCAAAAAGUCGUCCGAAUGCUGGAUGACGAGCUCUCCGGAGGUUACAAACUAAAGCCAGACGAGGUCGAUCCAAGAAAAGAUCCUUUGGUUCUGAGUGUCUUGACAGAAUUGGCAGCCGCGACAGCCCUGGAGUCUGGUGGCGAUCCUGCCACGGUCGUAGAUUAUGCACGCAAGAUGCUUUUCCUCGCACAGCAGGAAAAGCCCUCCAUUCCGGGCCUGGAGCAGCACCGAGAAGACGUCAGAGCAAGAGCCGAGAGCAAUCAUAUCCUCGAAAAUCUCUUGCCAUUGCAGAACGCAAUCUCCCUAGCUUUGCAGAUUGAUGCGAUCAAAGCAUCUGAACUGGGACAGCAAUUGGAAUCACAUCUCCGCGUGGUGGAGCCGAAAGUCAAAGAGACUGUGCAGAAGCUGCGUGAAGUCUCCGAUGGACAGAAAAGGCGUGGGGAGUUGAUGUAUGAACAGCUUGCUGGACAAGAAGGAGGUGAGGCCUCAGAGGAAAGCUGA